This is a messenger RNA of Vitrella brassicaformis, 3359 nucleotides long. NCBI's taxonomy places the organism in Eukaryota, Vitrellaceae. The record is from the annotation of a GenBank genome assembly.
CCAACCGCCCCUCUGUCGUUACACCCAUAGGAGGGGAGCAUAGGAGCUCUUUGGUGCCUCACUCAAGCAUAGGAGGGGAAGUGUUUGUGCGCGAUGCGGGCCGUCAUCAGCUUCUUCGUGCUGACACUUCCUUUUCUCGGUUUAUCACAGUUCAACAGAGGAGGGAGAUUCGGAGCGUUUCAGUAAGCCAGCUGUGCGAAACACACACACGCGCCUGUGAGCCACAGAGUUUGCUUUGCGUCUCCACUACUCACCAGGUACGUCCAUCCUAGACCUGGAGCGAGGCUGGUGUCGCGGCACACCACAAUCGCCGUCAGGGAGGGGAGCAGAGUCGACCCAGGGUCGAUAGACAAGAGCAUCAGGGUGGCGCGCGCCGACAGUGGCAAAGAGGUGAGCGGCGCCUUUGUCCUGGCCCUGGACGAAAAGACCGUCAUCUUCAAGCCGGAUGAGCCAUUCGAAGAGGGGACGCUCAUCCAGGUCCACGUGCUCCCUGGCCUACUGGCGCUGACAGAUGGCCGGAAAGUCGGAGGAUUGCGAUGGAAAUUCACGUGAGUCGACAAAUUCAGGUGGCAGCCGUGGAUGGAUACGUGAGUCGACAAAUGCCUGCUUUACCUCUGUCAGUGUGUCGCCCAUGCCGCCGCAGUCCAAGCACCCGAACCCAAAGGCCGCCUUUGGAGCGCAUGAUCGGCUCCCUUAUGUGACCGACGAGGAGCUGAAGCGAGACGGGCUGUUGCAAGGCCUGGGUGGCAGAAAACAGAAGCUUCGAGUGGCACCGCACAUGCAUCCCUACGGUGACGGCCUGGUGAGACCGACGACCAUGCAGAAGACAUUCGGGCGCCUCUAUGAGGUAAAGCUCGGCUCACUCGAUCGGCCUACACCACUGGUGUAUUGUUUUUUGUGAUCCAGGACGGUACUGUGGAGAUGAUAGACGAUACCAUGUCCAAACGGCCCGCCGAUAGAUACAGAGGUUACAGGUACGUCCAUGGGGGAGGCCGAGCAGGGCAGUGACGACAUGCAAUUCGUGGCUCCUGCCUGCGGAAUGGUCGUUGAAUAUUGGUAUGUCCAUUGAUGCUGGAUCCCCUCAGGACCAUUCCCCCGACGUUUCCCAUGAUAGACGUCACCGUGCCGCCGACGGAGGGCAAGGUGGCGGAGGGCUUCAUCUUCCUCAGUACCAACAUCUACAUGCCGCCCUGGGCAGGGGUCUUCUAUCCUUAUAUGCUUAUACUCGACUCGGUUGGCGACAUUGUCUACUACAAGGUAUCUUUUCACCUAACGACGUCAACCCCCUCGCAUACGGGGUCGGCCCUCUGCGUGUUCCCUCGCAGCACCUACAGCCGAACUUGAACGGGCACAGUGCGGGCGACACUUCUGUCAUGAAGAGCGGUGAGGUUGCAGUUCGUCUGGAGGAUGGCAAAGAGCUGCUGACCUUCGACGAGCGCUACGUCCUGACGAAGCAGUAUGAGGCCGGCCACGGCUACACUGAGGUGAGCGAUCAAAAGAGAGAGAGGUCACGUCACGAUGGGUGCGAGGAAGAGGUCUCAGGGUGGGUGGGUGGGUGGGGUGGUUGCUCACUUCAUGUUCGUGUCCAUGUGUCAGCCGGGCAUGCUCGAUUUCCACGCAUUCCAAGUUGAUGAUCGAGGCCACUACCUGGUGCUGAUCGACGAUGUCCAGGAGGUGGACAUGCGGGACGUCUUGUGGAACGGCACCGAGAACAUGUUGAUGCGCGGCCACGUGGUGCAAGAGAUCGACCCAGAGGGUGAGCAAUCAACACGUGCUGCUGUUACAUGCACAUGGAUGGAUGAUGAUGCACUGAUGCAUUUGUGACCGUUUGAAGGCAAUGUCGUGUUCGAGUGGCGCAGCUGGGACGCCUUUCGGCUGGACGAGCUCGCGAGAUGGACACAGAAGGACAUCCCCACGGACCCGGGCCGGCCAUGGGACACGAUGCACGUAGGCCAAGAGACGGGGUGGGGGGCACGAGUAGACAUGGUGUCUUGAUCCCCUUGUAUGAAAUCUAUCUGUGUAGAUGAACAGUAUCGACUGGGCCCCCGACGGCCAUCUGGUCUUCUCUCUGCGGAAGCUCGAUGGAGUGAUCAAGGUGAGAGAGGCGCUGUUGCAGACGACCGCAUUCGAGAGAGUGUAUGCGUGUGUCUGACGUCAUUGUGUCCUCAGGUCAACCGAGACACCGGAGAUGUGAUGUGGCGGCUGUUCGGCCCGCCUGACACUGACUUCAACCAGUUCACGACUCCUUUCACCCCUCGAGUGUCCCACCAACACGACGUCCACUUCACGGCCGACGGGACCAUGACCCUCUUCAGCAAUGGCAACUACCUGGAGCCCGAGAUCAGCACCGCGAUGGAGUUCGCCAUUGACGAGGAGGCUCGCGUCGCCCGGCUGGUAUACAAGUACAGCGACCCAAGUAUUUUCUCGUUCGCCACCGGAGGGUGCCAGAAGCUCGAUAACGGCAACAUGGCCAUCGGAUGGGGCGGGCUGAAUCUGACGGGCAUCGCGCCAUUCUACACAGGUCCGCCAAGUCAGGCCACCAGUAAAUAUAUGAGACCAGCAGAGCAUCAUGCCACUCGUCCGACCCCUGUCUGUCUGCCUUGUUGCGUGCGUGCGUGGGUGCCAACACAGAGGUGACUCGCGACAAGGAGGUGGUGCUUCAGAUGAAGAUGCGCGGUGGCGGCUCGUCCUAUAGGGUGCGCAAAAGCCCGUGGGUGGGGGUCCCGCACUGGUCGCCUGUCAUCGUGCUCGACAUGCACCGCCACUUCAACGACGACCCGCACUCACUCCACUACAGGUGAGGUGGGUGUGGUGGGGCGAGAUAAGCAUCUUGGUAACCUCUUCUGGUGGGUGCCUGCCUUCUGUCUGAUGUGCCUGCCCUGUUUGUUUGUCGCAGCUGGAACGGCGCGACCGUCCACACGACGUGGCGCGUGUACGCUGGUAUGCACCCUGAGCGUCUCAAGCUGAUCAAGGAGCACACGAAGACGCGCUUCGAGCACGUCAAGCAGCUCCGACGGACCAAGUGGUACAGUCCCCACGAGAGGUGCGUCUACUUCCAAGUCGAGCCUGUCGACUACAACGGCAAGACAUUCCAGCGAUCUGCCGUCUUGGCCUCACCUGCCUGCGGGAAUGCCUAGUAACUAGCUCUUAUACUGUCAAUCAAUUUAUGACUGUCGUCUGUGAGCCCUCUUGUAUGCCCUCCUUUAUUUGUUUGUACGACUAUUUUCGUAUUAUCGUCGUCACCAUAACAUAUCAGUGUUACUAGUGUCCUACUUGCUAGUGUCUCCCUGGUGCAUUCUUCGUGGUAGUCAGUGUGCAUUUGCGUGUGGGCUUGCCGUGCUGGGCUGCGCUCUCUGGAU